CAAUUAGCUUUUGCUUAGGUCAAAUAUAUAACUUACCCUACCAAACAACAGAUGGCGCGUUUUUUAUUCAAAUAAAUUUAUAUUAACGAAAACAAAUUUACGUAAAAUUUUUACUUAAUGGCCUCUAAAAUUAUAUAUCCUAAACCUUUGCCUCAACUCAUUAAACAGAAUUUCCCUUUAGAAACUGGUUUCACACCCACUGAAAUAGUGGCUUUACAGAAUGGCUGGUGUUUAAUUAAGCGCCGUUUAAACUAUCAUUCUGCGAAAAUCUUUACGGACUUUUUCAGUGAAAAUUAUUUUCUGUUGGAAAGAUUUCGUAAUGUUGAGAUUGGAAAAUUCAAUUUAAGUAAUUUGCAUCAACAUCCUGCACAGUUAAUGAAUAUCUAUGGUAGUCUUAUUGAAAGUGGUCUUAAUGAUGUGGCCUUUAUUAACAUGUUAUUGAGUGAUGUGGGUCAAAGACAUCAGUUGUAUGAAGUUACAUACGAUGAUGUUAAGUUACUUACCGAUCAUAUACAGUUAUAUGUUAUAGAAUUUUUAGAUAAAGUAAAGUCGACCACCUUCCUAAAUGGUUUAACAAAAUUAAGUGAACUUAUCAAUGAACAUCACAGGGUAAAGGCUGAAGAUGAAGAGCAAACAGCAAGAAGACAAAGUGAUGAUACUAAUUAAACAAAAAAAACAAAAAUUCAAAAUUUCAUUAGUAUUAAAUUUCCCUUUGCAAACACUCAUACGUAUGAUUAAUAUCAUAUCAUAAUAAUUAAUAAUACUUAUACGUCCAGUUGACUGCAUUUCAAAAUAUGACAUCUUGAUGGGUAAAAUUGUUUGCAAAAUUGUUUAUAAAAUAAAACCGAGUAAUAAAUUCCAAAUUAUAAAACAGUGAUAAUAAUACUGAUGAGCAUGAUUAUGAUGAUAAUGACGAUAAUCGUAUUUGUAAUUUGAACUACUGCUAGUGAAACAUGUUCUCCUUUCGUGCUGUUGACUUUCCAACUCAUUUACUCUCAUUUACCCUCAUCCAGCAACAAGUGGAUUUGUUAUUUCGUUGAGGUUUGGUUGUGGGUUCUGUCGGCCUGUUUCGCUUUACUCUGUAAUGAUUUUAC
Messenger RNA from Lucilia sericata (common green bottle fly), 1094 nucleotides. RefSeq lists its product as uncharacterized. The transcript is spliced from 3 exons. Bases 118 to 666 code for a protein of 182 amino acids. The record is from RefSeq and is a predicted model, not a curated record. Gene Ontology annotation, molecular function: heme binding; oxygen binding. Lineage: Eukaryota; Metazoa; Arthropoda; Insecta; Diptera; Calliphoridae.